Saprolegnia diclina VS20 is the source of this 1134-nucleotide messenger RNA. RefSeq lists its product as hypothetical. Gene Ontology annotation, cellular component: proteasome regulatory particle, base subcomplex; nucleus; cytosol. The coding region runs from base 1 to 1134 and encodes 377 amino acids. The record is from RefSeq and is a predicted model, not a curated record. Lineage: Eukaryota; Oomycota; Saprolegniomycetes; Saprolegniales; Saprolegniaceae. Gene Ontology annotation, biological process: proteasome-mediated ubiquitin-dependent protein catabolic process. Gene Ontology annotation, molecular function: polyubiquitin modification-dependent protein binding. The transcript has 4 exons.
AUGGGCCUCGAGUCGACGAUGAUCGUCGUGGACACGUCCGAGUGGAUGCGCAAUGGCGACUACGUUCCCUCGCGCAUCGAGGCGCAGGGCGACGCCGUGAACCUUCUCGUGACCUUCAAGACGAACGCCAACCCGGAGAGCACGGUCGGUAUCCUCGCCAUGUCCUCGACCGUCAACGUGCACAGCAAGACGGUCUCGCUCCUCGCGAGCCCGACCGACAAUAUUGGGAAGCUCCUCAACGUCAUGCACGAGAUCACGCCGGCCUCGAUCGGCGGCACGGUCCAGUUUUCAGAGGCGAUCCAAGUCGCGCAGCUCGCGCUCAAGCACCGCCGCAACAAGAAGGGCAGCGCGCGCAUCGUCGUGUUCCUCGGCUCGCCCAUUGACGAGGAUGACAAGGCCUUGGUCAAGAUUGGCAAGCUCUGUAAGAAGAACAACAUUGGCGUCGACGUCGUCUCGAUGGGCGACGUCGACCGCAACGCGCCCAAGCUCCAGGCCUUUGUCGAUGCGGCCAACAGCAACCAAAACAGCCAUCUGAUCACGGUCCCGCCGGGGGUGUUGCCGUCGGACGUCUUGGUCUCGUCGCCGAUCUUCCACGGCGAUGGCGAUGGCGGCAUGGGCGCUGGCAUGGGCGGCGGUGCCUCGAGCUCGAACGAUUUCGCCGAGUUUGGAGGCGUCGACCCGAGCAUGGACCCCGAUCUUGCUUUGGCGCUCCGUGUUUCCAUGGAAGAAGAACGUGCCCGGCAGGAAGCUGCUGCGAAGCGCGCUGCCGAAGAAGCGACCAAGAGCGAGCCUCUGGCACCUAUCGCCGAGACGACGCCGGCUGUCGAGGCAACGCCAGUCGUUGCGGAACCCAAGGCCCCGGCGCCGCCUGCUCCGACGACGACGUUUGCGACGCCUGUCAAGCAAGCGGCGGCUCCCGUAGAGACGCCCAAGGCCCCCGUGAAGGAAGCCGUGGCUGCGCCCGCGCCCGCGCCGGCGUCGACGAUGCCUUUUAUGGACCCCAACUUUGUCAGCUCGCUUCUCUCGGGUCUGCCGGGCGUCGACCCGAACGACCCGAAGAUCCAAGCCGCCAUGAAGCAGAUCACGCAAAAGGACGACGAGAAGAAGAAGAAGGACGACGAGAAGAAGGACUAA